CCGCCUCGGUCCCUCAGCGCCUCAUCGACCAGCCUCGGUCCCUCAGUGCCCGACCUCGGUCCAUGAGUUUGCCUCAGUCCCUCGGCGAGUCACUCUGCCUUAGCCCCUCACCGUCCCUCAUCCCGACUCAGCCUCUGAACCCCUCAGUCCGCCUCGGUCCUCCAGUGCCUCCCUGUCAGUCCUUCAGCGCCUCAGUCCCUCAGUCCCUUCGGGGAUCUUUCGCCGACCCUAAGUGCCCUCCCGCCACGCCCCGCCUCAGCACCGCGCCUCGGUCCCUCAGUUCAUUCUGCCUCAGCCCCUCACCGCCUCCUCUCAGCCCCUCAUCCCGCCUCAGCGCUCUCCCGUCGCCGUCCCGUCUCAGCGGUCUCGGUCCCUCACUGCUCCCCCUCAGCUCCUCACCACCACACCUCGGUCCCACAGCCUCUCACCGCCUUCCCUUCACAGUCCCGCUACAGAACCCCAGAGCUGUUAGGGUUGGAAGGGACCUCUGGAAAUCAUCCAGUUCAUCCCCCCUGCCCAGGCAGGGUCACCUGAAGCAGCUGAUACAGGAACACGUCCAGAUUGAACCAGAAGCCAGUGAGAGCUUUACAGACCAUCCUUCAAUGCAAACCAUUUAGGAACUGCUGGAGUCCCAAGAAUCCCAGCUGUGCAGAGCUGUUUGAACCCUGGGACUGAAAGCUAAUCAGCAAAGAGGAGAACCAGGUGUGCUGCAUUUCCCUCGGGAGGGCAGCAGGUGACCUCGCGCGGCUUUGCAGCGACAUCUCGUGGCCUGACUCACCUGGAGCCGUGUCAGGGAUUCCUCUUCCAGGGUGGAGAAAGCCUCGUGUGGAUUGAGUCGAAUAUUUCGUACAGCGAGGAGGUAGGAUGCCAUUUGAAAACCACGUCAUUAAGUGUGUUUAAUUAGAAAAGAGAGGCCAGGCACAGCAGACUGACUUUGGGAUACAGUGCAAAGGAAUAGAGGCAUUGAGGAAGAUCACCACACAUGGCUUGUGCAGAGCUGCUGCUGUCAAACUGAUGAAGGCAGAAACUUGUGAGAGAAACCUACGUGGAAAGUUCCUCUAAAGGAGAGAAGUGGGGUUUUGUUUGCAUGUCAUGCCUUACCUCUCCUGCAAGCCCUGAAAGUGCUGUGAAACGUGAAAGGGAUCCUCAGGAGAACCAAUGGAGAAGACAGGUAUGUUCUUUGUCUAAAAUAAUACCACUCUACAGCAUGAAAUCACAGCCAGGGUAAGCAGGAUUGCUCUGCAGCUCAGAAUCUGUGCAUGUACAUCUUGGUAUAUUGGUUUGUAUCAGCUCUGUAUUUAUAAAAAAUACAACUGUGUCAACAUAUUAAGAGUCAGACUUUAAACAGUCUUUUUGUAACUGUAAGUGCUCUGCCCUUGAAAACUUGUAUUAUGGCAGAAAACUUCCAACACAAUGAGAAAAUGUACAUACAUAUAUACACAUCUGUAUAUAUAUACUCACAUUUUUAAAUACACCCACACAAAGUAUAUGUGUUCUGUUAUUAGCAUGAAGGCAAUGGUGGUGAAUUCUCAGUGCCAUUAUGAAAGAAGGUAAGCAAGAGUGAACUUUACAAAAGUUAAUUCUAUGUCUGCUGAUCCCCUGAAAGAUGACAUGCUGAACUGCCAGGAUAAGCAGGAAGAGGACACCCCAAACAGUUCCCCGUUUGACUUUGUUAUAAAACAGUUCCAAGGAAAGAGCUGUGCUCCUGAAAAAAGGAAAGAGCAGCCUUCAGCCAUCAAAAAAUUCUUCAGGGGCUUUGACUUUGGGAAAUCUGAAGGCAAGGACAGAAGGGAAAUUGAAGAAAAAGAAAUAAACAACUCUGGAGCUGAUGAUCAGAGUGAGAAGGAAGAUCUCUCUGUAGAAGAUGGACACUCACAUCUCAUUUCUGAAGCGGAGUCCCCAUCUGGUGAGCAGAGAUUUAACCAGUUCAUGCAGAAACUGAGAAAGAAACCCAACAGCAAGAAUCUUGAUCUAAAUAAUUGUGCAUUAAGUGAAGAAGAUGUAACAGAGCUGGCUUCUUUAUUGCCAUUUCUCCCAGAGCUGGAAGAGAUCAGCCUGUCCUGGAAUGGUUGUGUUGGUGGGACUUUGAAGGCUCUCACUGUCCAUCUUCAUCAUGUGAACCUGUUAAAAGUCCUUCGACUUAACAACUGCAGGCUGACAGCUGAGGAUGUCAUCUCCUUAGGAGAGGCAUUUGAAAUUGUUUCUCAGCUUGAAGAACUGGAUUUGUCAUGGAACAGUAACAUAGGUGGAAAACUAUCACUGCUGACAAAAAAAUUCCAGAAAGGAUGCAAGUUAAAAUGUCUGAAAAUUACAGACUGUAACCUGACGGCAAAGGAUGGGGAAUCCCUUGCUGAAUUUCUAAAUGUGAUCCCAAACCUUGAAGUAUUAGAUCUCUCUAUCAACAAACACAUCGGCUGCAGCGUGAAGGUUAUGGCUCAGGAUCUGAAAAACGUGCCAGGCUUGAAAGAGUUAAACUUGCACAUGUGUGGAUUAAAGCAAGACAGCCUCCAGGGCUUAGACACUGCUUUGCAGCACCUCGCAGAGCUGAGGAAAUUAGACAUAUCGUGUAACAGAGAGAUUGGUGGUGGCUUUAAAGACUCAACAGCUCACCUGGCCAGCUUGAAAAAUCUGGAAGUCCUUGAUCUUCACCAGUGCUGUGUCACAGAAGAGGACAUGACCGUUUUGUCCCAGGUGAUACCUUUACUCUCCAGUCUUCAAGAGCUGAAUUUAUCCUCGAACAAAAGUGUAGGAGUCUCAUCUGAUCCUCUUCUGGGCCGGCUCAGGUUUUUGCCGAAGCUGAAAUCUGUGGCCAUCAGCAACUGUGGUUUAGGUGAAGAGUCGCUUUCAUCACUAGCUGAGGCUGCCCUUCACCUUCCUGAACUGGAGAUAUUAGACCUUUCUUGGAAUAAGUGCGUUGGUGGGAACCUAAAGCUGCUUUUGGGAGCACUAAAGCUUGCAGCGGAGAUUCAAGUGUUAAGACUGAGCAGCUGUAACUUGGUGGCUGAAGAUUUGGCACUUCUAACAUCACUGACACAGGAUGGCCAUCUCUCCAGAUUGCAGAAGCUGGAUUUGAGUUACAAUGACAGCAUCUCUGAUGAAGGGUGGGCUGCUUUCUGUCAAGGUUUAGCAGUAUCCAAGGAACUCUCGGAGCUGGAUCUCAGCCUCCGCCCGUCGUCCUGCCGGGACUGCGGGACGUGGUUCAGUGAGUUGUUGGCAGCACUGGCACAGCUCCCUGCCCUGGCAGAGCUGGGCAUGCAGAGAUGGGUCCUUUCAGAACCCCAGAGGAAACAACUGGAAAACUUUAAUCACGACAACAAAAGAAACAUUCGCUUUGACUGUUGAUGGAGGCGGAAGGUUUCUGGGAGGCCUUUCACGAGCAGCACAUGGACCAAGUAUUAUGUGUCUCUCACUUAGGAGACUACACAGUUUUUAAUAAUCUCUUGAAAUAGUUUCACAGUUAUAAAAAAAUGAUAUUUAACCCUCUGCAUCAUAGAUCAUUCUAUUUAAUAACCUAUUCUUUGAGAUUCUCUGGGCCAUGCUUACGCCGCUAUAGACACUUAAUCUUCAUGGUGCAGUGGGUAGUGCCCAAAGAACAGUGCUGGACUCAGAUGGACACACUGCAGGUUUGCCAGAGAAGUGGAGGGGAUGUGUGUUAAUGCAGGUGGGUGGGCAGCAUGAAUGUGACCUCAGAAAAUGCCUCUAACGUGAAAAUACUUGAAACCUCUGUGUUUUAAAUUUUAGUUUCUUCUCCCCCAAAA
Pseudopipra pipra is the source of this 3758-nucleotide messenger RNA. RefSeq names its product leucine rich repeat containing 31 (gene LRRC31). Bases 1585 to 3342 code for a protein of 585 amino acids. Lineage: Eukaryota; Metazoa; Chordata; Aves; Passeriformes; Pipridae. The transcript is spliced from 12 exons. Gene Ontology annotation, molecular function: protein binding. The record is from RefSeq and is a predicted model, not a curated record.